AUGGGGAGGAAGUCGAGCAAAGCAAAGGAGAAGAAGCAGAAGCGGUUGGAGGAGCGAGCAGCCAUGGAUGCCGUCUGUGCCAAAGUGGAUGCAGCCAACAGGCUUGGCGACCCUUUAGAGGCUUUCCCCGUGUUCAAGAAAUAUGAUCGAAACGGCUUAAACGUCUCCAUUGAGUGUAAGCGAGUGUCUGGACUGGAGGCGGCCACGGUGGACUGGGCCUUCGACCUGACCAAAACUAACAUGCAGACCAUGUAUGAGCAGAGUGAGUGGGGCUGGAAGGACCGAGAAAAGCGGGAGGAAAUGACCGAUGACCGAGCCUGGUACCUCAUUGCUUGGGAAAACAGUUCCGUCCCCGUUGCCUUUUCCCACUUCCGGUUCGACGUGGAGUGUGGGGAUGAAGUGCUGUACUGCUACGAAGUGCAGUUGGAAAGCAAGGUGCGGAGGAAAGGCCUGGGGAAGUUCCUCAUCCAGAUUCUGCAGCUCAUGGCCAACAGCACACAGAUGAAGAAGGUGAUGUUAACAGUAUUUAAGCACAAUCAUGGCGCCUACCAGUUCUUCAGAGAAGCACUGCAGUUUGAAGUCGAUGACUCUUCCCCCAGCAUGUCUGGCUGCUGCGGGGAGGACUGCUCCUACGAGAUCCUGAGCCGGAGGACCAAGUUUGGGGACAGUCAGCAUUCCCAUGCUGGUGGGCACUGUGGUGGCUGCUGCCACUGA
Messenger RNA from Pipistrellus nathusii (Nathusius's pipistrelle), 714 nucleotides. Lineage: Eukaryota; Metazoa; Chordata; Mammalia; Chiroptera; Vespertilionidae. The record is from the annotation of a GenBank genome assembly.